Molecule: messenger RNA, 1972 nt
Organism: Apis dorsata (giant honeybee)
Lineage: Eukaryota; Metazoa; Arthropoda; Insecta; Hymenoptera; Apidae
Gene: Pms2
Product: mismatch repair endonuclease PMS2
Exons: 3
Biological process (GO): mismatch repair
Cellular component (GO): MutLalpha complex
Molecular function (GO): mismatched DNA binding; ATP-dependent DNA damage sensor activity; ATP hydrolysis activity
Source: RefSeq, a predicted model, not a curated record
CACUUAUAUUAUAUACUUUAUACUUAUGUUUUAUUUUAUUUUACAGGAUUAAAACAUUAUACUUCUAAACUUCGAGAAUUCUCAGAUUUAACAGAAAUAAAUACUUUUGGAUUUCGAGGAGAAGCUCUUAGUUCACUUUGUUCCUUAGCUGAAUUAAGUAUUAUUACAAGACAUUGUACAAAUGAAUAUGGUUUUAAACUACAAUUUGAUCAUAAUGGUUUGCUACAAAAAAAAGAACCAUGUGCAAGAGAAAUAGGAACAACUGUAUAUGUGAAAAAUAUAUUUAAGUGUCUUCCUGUAAGAGUAAAAGAAUUUCAAAAAAAUCUUAAAAAGGAAUAUAUUCGUGCUAUUCAAAUAUUGUACAGUUAUUGCUUGAUUUCUACUGAAACAAAAAUAACGUGUACUAAUUCUGUCUCAGGCAAAGCUUCUAAUCUUGUAGUUAAUACUGUUAAUUCUAGUAACAUUUUAAAUAAUAUUAAUAUAAUAUUUGGCAAAAAAUCUUCAAAUGGACUUAUUAAAAUUGAAUUAUUACCCCCUGAUGAAUUGACAUUACAAGAAUACAAUUUACCAAAUAAUAUAAUUGUAGAUUUUGAAUGGGAUUGCUAUAUUAGUAAUUGUGAGCAUGAUGUUGGACGUUUUACUUCUGAUAGACAGUUUUUUUAUAUAAACGGUCGACCAUGUGAUUUAAUAAAAAUUAGUAAAUUAAUAAAUCAAAUUUAUCACAAAUAUAAUAAUAAACAAUAUCCGUUCAUUUUUCUGAAUUUGAAAUUAAAUAAAUAUUCAACUGAUAUUAAUGUAACUCCAAAUAAAAGAACUAUUUUAUGCACACAACAAAAUUUAAUAUUAGCAACUUUAAAAUAUAGUUUAACAUAUAAGUGGGAUAAAUUACAAGGAAAUUUGACUAUAAAUUCUUUAUCUAAAUUAAAUUUUGGAGUAAAAAGAACAAUUUCACCUACAAAUGAAGAUCGAUCAAUAAAAAAAUUGCAUAAAUUAAAUGAAAUAUCAGAUACAAAAUAUAUAAUAAAACAAAAUAUACAGUGUGAUAAUGAAAAUAAAAUUACUCAAUAUGAUAAUUCACAAAAUAAUAUAUCAAGUGAGAUAAAAAUAUUAAAUAGCAUAGAAAUGCCAAUAAGUAUUUUAACGAUAAAACAAAAACUUCAAGAAAAACAAAAUAUUUUAUCAAAAUAUACGACUUCAAAUACAACAAUCAAAUUUAAGGCAAAAAUGGAAGCAAAUGAAAAUUUAAAAGCUGAGAAUGAAUUGAAAACACAAUUAACAAAAGAUUCUUUUUUCAAGAUGGAGAUUAUAGGUCAAUUUAAUCUUGGUUUUAUAAUAACACGUUUAAAAGAAGAUCUCUUUAUUAUUGAUCAACAUGCUAGUGAUGAAAAAUAUCGUUUUGAAAAACUCAAUAAUGAAACUCAAUUAAAAACUCAAAAAUUAAUUAUUCCUAAAUUUUUAAAUAUUUCUACAGUUAAUGAAACAAUAUUAAUUGAACAUCAAAAAACAUUUGAAGAUAAUGGUUUCUUUUUUAAAAUAAAUUCUGAAGCUGAAUCUGGUCAUCGUAUUCAACUUACAGGAAUACCAGUUAGUGGUUAUUGGCAAUUUGGACAAGAAGAUAUUGAAGAAUUGAUUUUUCUUAUUAGAGAAGGUGGUGUAGAAAAUAAAGAAAAAAAUAUAUUUCGUCCAAGUCGAGUAAGACAAAUGUUAGCAUCAAGAGCUUGUCGUAGAGCAAUCAUGAUUGGUAAAGCUCUCAAUAAUAGUGAUAUGCAAAAAUUAAUUGCUCAAAUGGCACAAAUGAAAAAUCCUUGGAGUUGUCCUCAUGGUAGACCAACAAUAAGACAUUUAUUAUCAUUAAAUCUUAUAUACUAAUAAAACAUGUAUUAGUAUUUUAUGUAUUAUAUUAAUAUCUUCAUUCUAGUAUUAUUAUAUAUAUUUGAUAAAAAUAAAAAAUUUUACAAAAUGAAUAAGAAAA